CAACUCCAUCUAAACAAAAGGAAAAGGGAAGAAAAAGUCAUCGAAUUAUGGGGCAGUGAUGCCGUCACGAUCGGGUACAGCUACAGAUCUCCCAAAACGGCGUCGUCUGUGGAGGAGUAUCACUGAGUUUACUUGAUUCAUUAGAUAUUGUGUAUAUAUAUUAUUAAAAACCCCAGAGAAAAAAGGCUACAAGCACUUGAAAUUUUGAAUCGGUGGUUGCAACAGAUCUACACCAUUUUGAGCGAUUCAUUCAAGGGGAGUUGCGGAUUUAAUUAUUGUUAAUUGAUGAGUUCGGAUUUGGUUGAUAUAAAGUUUAGGCUGUACGAUGGAUCUGAUGUUGGACCCUUUCGGUACUCAUCCACCUCCACGGUCGAUAUGCUCAAGGAGAGAGUUGUCUCGGAUUGGCCGAAAGGUAAAACCAUUAUACCGAAGGCUGCAAAUGAAGUUAAACUGAUUAGUUCUGGUAAAAUUUUGGAAAAUGACAAGACUGUUGGUCAGUGUAGAAUACCCUUUGGUGAACUUGCAGGAGGGGUUCUUGUAAUGCACGUUGUUGUACAACCAUCUCUAGCAAAAACAAAGACAGAAAAGAAGAUUGAUAAGUCACCCAAGAAAGUUGUCUGCUCAUGUUCCAUAUUAUGAAAGCUAACAUGCAGGAACCCAGAAGUUGAUCACCCUGGUUUCAACAUUUUUAGCUGCGGAAACUUCCAUCCACCAUUAUUUGGUGUUAGUCACUGCAGCAUUCAUGUGUACAAGUGCAGUGUGGAUGAUGUGUUUAUAUAAUAUCAGUGUUGUUCAUGGAAUCUAGUGGCGCAUUGGUUUUUCUAUCAAUAGAGUCUCAAUUUCGUUCUUUUUUUCUUGUUUCCUAAAUAGCAUGAAAAAUGUGUAGCAGCAAUCUGAAGCUGUAUAGACCCUUUAAUGUAAAGACAAAAACAACAAUCAGAUUUCAAUGAGAAAGAACAUCUGUGUUCAUGAUGA
Messenger RNA from Vitis riparia (riverbank grape), 975 nucleotides. RefSeq names its product membrane-anchored ubiquitin-fold protein 3. Lineage: Eukaryota; Viridiplantae; Streptophyta; Magnoliopsida; Vitales; Vitaceae. The record is from RefSeq and is a predicted model, not a curated record. The coding region runs from base 286 to 639 and encodes 117 amino acids. Gene Ontology annotation, molecular function: protein binding. The transcript is spliced from 4 exons.